Messenger RNA from Cylindrotheca closterium, 537 nucleotides. NCBI's taxonomy places the organism in Eukaryota, Bacillariophyta, Bacillariophyceae, Bacillariales, Bacillariaceae. The record is from the annotation of a GenBank genome assembly.
AUGUUACCCGUGUAUGAAAACGGAGAAUCUGGAAUGUCCUUUGAUGUUUUGUCAAGAUCUUCUGCCAUGAACCGAACAAGAUCCAACAACAUGGUGAGGAAUCUUCCGGAACACAUUCAGAUCCAAGGAAGCCCUGAUAGUGAAACUUCUGAUUGCAAAGUGUAUUACAACACAGACCUGAGAUCGUUUCUGCAUCAACUGGCACAGGACAGUGGUGAUAGGGGCUUCGAGAUACUGCCAAAGCAUAGAUUGACUCCACGAUGCAGUAUUAAGCGAAAUUCUGCACCUCCAGUCAUCGACGGAGCUACUCGAAAGAUGCUCUCGUGUUAUGCGGCAGUCAAAAGUCACCGUCGCAAGAGUUGCGAAUUUAAUCGUCGUGAUGGUGGUUGUGCUGAAACCUCAGAAGUCUUGGCUGCAACUGUCUUUGAUGACAAGUUCCUUGAAAGUGUCAUCGACGAGGUUGACAGUAUUCUCUACGAUGAUGCUGAUGAUGAUCUUGAAGACGAUGACAUCCAAUCCCAAUCUGGUUCUGCAUGA